This is a messenger RNA of Coffea eugenioides, 835 nucleotides long. Its product is annotated as 60S ribosomal protein L23. Gene Ontology annotation, molecular function: structural constituent of ribosome; large ribosomal subunit rRNA binding. The record is from RefSeq and is a predicted model, not a curated record. Bases 135 to 557 code for a protein of 140 amino acids. The transcript is spliced from 4 exons. Gene Ontology annotation, cellular component: cytosolic large ribosomal subunit; ribosome. Lineage: Eukaryota; Viridiplantae; Streptophyta; Magnoliopsida; Gentianales; Rubiaceae. Gene Ontology annotation, biological process: translation.
CUAUCUAAGACUCUUAAAACCCUAAUUUACUCCCUGCUCUACAACAGCUGCAGACAUCUCUCUAUAUAUAUGCAUAUGUACCUGGGCACCGAAGGAGAACCGUAAUUCGUCCAGACUCGAAACACUUGACAACAAUGUCGAAGCGAGGGCGAGGUGGGUCGGCGGGGAACAAGUUCCGGAUGUCGCUGGGUUUACCGGUGGCGGCGACGGUGAACUGUGCCGACAACACAGGAGCUAAGAAUCUUUACAUUAUAUCGGUGAAAGGGAUUAAGGGCCGGCUCAAUCGGCUGCCGUCGGCUUGUGUUGGAGAUAUGGUGAUGGCUACUGUGAAAAAGGGGAAGCCUGAUUUGAGAAAGAAGGUUAUGCCAGCUGUCAUCGUGAGGCAGAGGAAACCAUGGCGCCGAAAGGACGGGGUUUAUAUGUAUUUUGAAGAUAAUGCGGGUGUCAUUGUGAAUCCUAAAGGUGAAAUGAAAGGGUCUGCUAUUACUGGUCCGAUAGGGAAGGAGUGUGCUGAUCUGUGGCCCAGGAUUGCUAGUGCUGCUAAUGCCAUUGUUUGAGAUUUGGUCUGCCUUGUCACUUUUAGUUAAACUUUGACAAGUACGAGAUUUUGUAUGAUAUUUUUUGUGUGUGAAUGGCAGUUGGCUUUGCUGAAACUUGAAACUCUCUAGCUCAAGUAUUUUUCCCUUUUUUUUUGUUUUUAAAUAUUGUUCAGUUCCCUUUUGUCUGAACAGGCAUUCCCAUGGUUUGCAAAACAAAAAGUCUAGCUGUGAAUUUGGAAGGAAUUUAAAACUGGUAGUAUUAUAUAGAAGUGGUGAUUCAGAGGAUUUGCUUCUCA